AUGUGGCUAUCGGGGCUGCAGAGCCUACUGCUGGCCGGGCUCGCCGCUUCAGCCGCCGCGCACCGCUCCCCUCCCGUCGCUGCUCGCGUCGAAGCAUGGCCGGCUCCUGAUCUCGUCACGCAGUUCCUGGAGACCAUCGCCCUCGAGGCGCCGAACGAGUUCUUCCACUUCCUCUCCUUUCUCUCGUCCAACCCCCACUCGCACCAUUUCCUUCGCGCCGGCACUCUCCUCCCGCCGUCUCUGCGCGCGGCCAACAACCUUGCCAAGCAGGGCGUGAACCCGAUCUUUGCGCCCGAGGGAACGCUUCAGCUGAACGAGACGUACGCUCUCCUCGAUGCGGCUGCGGGAAGGUCUUUGCUGUUCCGGUCGAAGGGACUGCGGGAAAGCCUGCAGACGUCAUUGGCGAAUCGAGAAGCGAGUGUGAUUAUCGAGGGCAUGCGGGGCUUGUGGGAGGAGCGGGAAGCGGUCGUUCCGGUGCGGGAAGGGUCAGACUCGCAGGGUGAAGAGGCGUGCGAGAGCUGGAUCGACGUUGCAGGCGCACGAGCGUGUAGUGAGGAAGAGUUUUGGGAGAUCGUUGGAAACGAGGAGAAGGGCGGGAAGAAGCCUAUAAAGCUUCCCUCCAGCACCAAUUCGACUCGCCCACAGCGGUACUCGUUCGACCACGUCUCGCCGCACGGCGACGAAUCGCACCUCCCUCGCUUCGUCUUCUGGGCGAACCCGACCUCUCCCUCCUUCCAGCGACUCUUCACCUUCCUCCACUCGCUCUCGGCUCCGAAAGCGAUCCCUGUUUCCAACCCGAAGAGUCUGACCUCACAAUCCCCACCUGCCGCCCAUGCCGCCCCUCACCCGCCUCGACUCCAGUUCGUCGUGCGCUGGAAGCCGUCCUCUGCGGCGCAUCGCGCGCAGAAGAAGCUCGUCAUGAGUGGCUACGGCGCAGCGCUCGACAUCAAGAAGAGCGAUUAUCUCGCCAUUGACGACCGAGUGACCGGUCAGUCGACGGCGGGAGGAAAGGAUGCGGAUGGGGAAGUGUCGAAGGAACCGGUGCUUGAGAUUGAGGGGGAUCUGCCGCCGAAGAUGGAGCCGGUAAAGAAGGGAGACGUGGCAGAACUCGCGAUCCGGACAGCCCAAUUCAUCCUCGCGUCCGACCAGCCGUUCAAGGCAUUCGUCGACUUGACAUCGGCCUUCCCCCGCCUGGCAUCGCACCUGCCCACACUCGUUCCCGAUCCCGACCCGCACCUCAUCUCCGAAGUCUCGACAAACCAGAUGUCCUCGGUCCUUACGACUCGUUCUUCCUUCUUCUUGAACGGCGUUCCGCUUACCGAAGCUGAAGUCGACCCAUUUGCUUUCCUCCGCCUCAUGCGCAAAGAGCGUAAACACAUCGUCGACCUUCUCAGCCUCAGCAUCCACAUGACCGGCAAGGAGGCGCGCGAUAUCCUCAUCGGUGGCAGUCCUCGAAGCCCCUCGUCGUCGCGGGACCGGAUUGGCGUCGAUGCGUUGGGCGAGUUGUACGACUCGACGGACCGCGACGAGGGAGGGCAGGUCAUCCUCUGGUGGAACGACCUUGAGAAGGACAGGCGGUACAAGAGCUGGUCCAAGUCGGUGCGAGAGCUCCUCCGGCCCGUCUACCCCGGCUCGAUGAACCUUGUCGCUCGCAACCUCAACAACGUUGUCUUCGUCCUCGACCUCACGCGGCCAGGAGCGCUUUCGCUCGUCGUCGAGCACAUCAAGCAGUUCGUCGGUCGUGGCAUCCCCGUCCGCUUCGGCGUCGUCCCGGUCGUCGGUGCAUCGAGCGAAGACAACUCGCUACAGACGUUGAUGGCCCAGGUCAUCUGGUACCUCACGGACGCUCUUGGCCGCGCGCCGACUAUGCAGUUCCUCGCGACGCUGCUGAAGGCGUCUCCCGAGUCGACCAUUUCCGAAGACCUGCUCAAGCGCGCCUACCUCCAGCUUGCCGCAACAGCUUCGCAUGUCGACGGAGGUCCUCUCGCUCGCUUCAGUGAGCUCCGACACUACGGCAUCGGCAGGCGAGCCGGCGGAUCGCACUCGCGCUUGACCAAGACCCGCGAAUACCUCAAGCGACUCGGUGUCCCUCUCGCCGCGGCCGCCGAGACCAAGAAGUCGCUGGGCGCUUUCUUCAUGAACGGAGCGUACUUCCCGAUUGACGACGACUUUACGCAAAAUCUGCAGCGCACGCUCGGCCUGCACACCCAGUACCUCGCGCAAGAAGUCUACCUGCGCUCGCUCACCGACGACAUGGACGCGUCGUCGUUCUUCGCCGACCUGCCGACGACGUACAAACGCCGCAACCCUUACAUCUCCCCCUCGCCCGAGACGAACCCGCUCAAGAUUGUCAAUCUCGUCGAAGCCCUUGACGGCGUCCACCGAGGAUGGCUGCACAGCUUCUACAUCGAAGGCACUUCCGGCUUGACGAACGAGACGACCGGUCUCGACAUCGAGGACCCGCCUGCCGUCGCGACCAUCUACGUGAUUACGGACCUGAACGACCCAGCCGGCGCCGACCUCGCCGUCGCCGCUCUCAAACUCGCCGAGAAGACAACUCAAGUCCGCAUCUCCUUUGUCCACAACCCGGCCGACCCGUUCGCCGAGCUGCAUCCCUGGACGCUGUCGCGUACCUUGUUUGCACUUCAGAAGGAUCAUCAACUCGCCGAGAUCCUGCCCGACGAGCUGACCGAGUACAUCGACCUGAACCUCGACAAGGGCGGACCGGCGAAAGGCGACGGUCACGACUGGCCCGAGGACAACCCUCUUCGCGCGAUUCUUGCUGAUGGUGUCAAGGACAAAUCGGGCGGCGACGCCGACCUGUUCUGGGACGAGGUCCAGUGGUUCCGGUACAAGUUGGGCUUCAAGGAGGGCGAGAGCGGUAUCGUCAUCAAUGGUCGCGUCAUCGGUCCUUUGCCUGCCGGGAGCUUCGGUGCCGCCGACUUCAAGACUCUCCUCGCCUAUGAGAUGGAGAAGCGCAUCAAGCCGGUCGUCUCCGCCAUCGACUUGACAGCCGUCCUGAAAAAGAACUUUGAUCGGCUCAAGCGGUCGCACAUCUAUAACGUUGCUACAUCGAUUGUCGGCGCUGCCCACCUCCCCGACCCCGCCGCUGGCAUCUUCGGCAACGGACCAGUCGAGAGACGGCGCGACUAUCUCGGACUGGCGGCGAAUCACAGCGCCAUCGUCGGCGCACGCGAGACAGGCGCACUCUUCGAGGUCGCCGUCGUGAUCGACCCGGCGACUGAGCUCGCGCAACGGUGGGCGCCUAUCGUCGAGACCCUCUCGCAACUCAACUCGACCCACGUCCGCCUGUACCUCAAUCCUUCGCUCCACGUCACCGAGGUUCCCAUCAAGCGGUUCUACCAAUACACCUUCAAUUCGACCCUCACAUUCGACGAUACAACUGGGCAGGAGGUCCAGCCUGCGAUCCGCUUCAACGACAUUCCCGAAGACGUUCUUCUCACCUUUGGCAUCGACGCGCAGCAGUCCUGGCUCGCUUUCCCGAAGCAUAGCGUGCACGACCUCGAUAAUAUUCGCCUGGCCGACUUGCCAGCCUGGUCGAAGUCGUCGGGUGUCGAGGCCGUCCUCGAACUCGAGUCUUUGCUGGUCGAGGGCCACGCUCGAGACAUGCCGUCGAGUCGUCCACCUCGAGGAUUGCAGCUCGAGCUCCGUCGAGGUGGCCACAACGCAUCCGAGCAGCAACAGCGAGUCGACACCACCGUCAUGGCUAACCUCGGCUAUCUCCAAUUCAAGGCGAGUCCCGGCGCCUGGCAGCUCGGCAUCCGUGCCGGCCGGAGCAGCGAAGUCUUCGAGCUCGAGAGUAUCGGCGCAGACGGCUGGAAGAGCGGGACCGUCAACAAGACCGGCACGACCUUCGUGGUCUCGACGCUCGAGGGUCUUACGCUAUACCCGCGCUUCACUCGCAAGCCUGGUCACGAGCUGACUGAGUUGCUCGACGAAUCGGCCGACGUUGUCGCCUCGGCGCGCACUGCGGCAGCCGGCCUCUUUGAGCGAGUCAAGUCGAUGAUUCCCUUCCUCGCGCCCAAGGCCGGCCAGGAGCUCGUCUCGACCGGGAAGAAAGCCGAAAUCAACGUCUUCACCGUCGCCUCUGGACUGCUGUACGAGCGCAUGGCGCUCCUCAUGGUCGUCUCGGUCUUGCGGCACACGAAGAGCUCGGUCAAGUUCUGGUUCAUCCAGAACUUCCUUUCGCCGUCCUUCAAGGCUUUCAUCCCGCACAUGGCGCGAGAGUUUGGCUUCGAUUACGAGCUCGUCACGUACAAGUGGCCGCACUGGCUUCGCGCACAGAAGGAGAAGCAGCGGACGAUCUGGGGCUACAAGAUCCUCUUCCUUGACGUUCUUUUCCCGCUUGAGCUCGACCGCGUCAUCUUCGUUGACUCUGACCAGAUCGUCCGUGCCGACUUGAAGGAACUCGUCGAUCUUGACUUGCAUGGCGCACCGUACGCCUUUGCGCCGAUGGGCGACGACCGAGCAGAGAUGGAAGGCUUCCGGUUCUGGAAGACCGGCUACUGGAAGAACCACCUCAAAGGCAACCCGUACCACAUCUCGGCGCUCUACGUCGUCGACCUCGACCGGUUCCGCCAGAUCGCGGCGGGCGACCGCUUGCGACAGCAGUACCAGGCGCUUUCUGCCGACCCGCACUCGCUGGCGAAUCUGGAUCAGGAUUUGCCCAACAAUAUGCAGGGGACGAUUCCUAUCUACACCCUCGGACGCGAAUGGUUGUGGUGCGAGACUUGGUGCAGCGACGAGAGUCUCGCUCAAGCCAAGACCAUCGACUUGUGCAACAACCCUCUUACGCACGAGCCGAAGCUGCAGCGCGCCAAGCGUCUGAUCCCCGAGUGGCUCGAAUACGACGCCGAAGUCAGCGCAUUCGCCCAGCGCGUCGCGGCUGGUCAAGAAGGGGGCGAGACAGCUGCGUCAGUGUUCCGCAACAGGGCGGACGAGCUGGAGCAGGCUGUGCAGCAGGCGAAGGAGAGGGAGGAGUUUGUCGAGGAGCAGCAGCAGGCAAGGAGUGGGUCUGGCGAGGGAGAUUUGCGGGAACAACGGGUCAAGGACGAGUUGUAG
Molecule: messenger RNA, 5082 nt
Organism: Rhodotorula toruloides NP11
Lineage: Eukaryota; Fungi; Basidiomycota; Microbotryomycetes; Sporidiobolales; Sporidiobolaceae
Product: UDP-glucose:glycoprotein glucosyltransferase
Exons: 19
Coding region: 1-5082 (1693 amino acids)
Cellular component (GO): endoplasmic reticulum
Molecular function (GO): UDP-glucose:glycoprotein glucosyltransferase activity
Source: RefSeq, a predicted model, not a curated record